CGUUUAUACAGCGCUCUGUGGCCAGCAAUAGCGGAUGCUAUUGAGCAGUUUUUGUUUACAACGAGUCAUCCGCCAACACCGCUGAAUGCAGAAGAAAGGAAACGACACGAAUACAUCGACUGUCAACUGAUUGAGCUGAUUCGUACUGAGGUGCUGCCUUAUGCGAGCAAAUUGCCGUCAGAUUUCAACAAACGUAUAAUAGAUGUGCUGAACCGUGGAUCGAUCAGUACAUUAGAUGCGAAUGAUGUUUUAGCUUCCUUGAAGUUGCAUUCAACUGCUGCUGCUGCAUGCCCUUUGUAA
Messenger RNA from Anisakis simplex (herring worm), 300 nucleotides. The record is from the annotation of a GenBank genome assembly. Lineage: Eukaryota; Metazoa; Nematoda; Chromadorea; Rhabditida; Anisakidae.